AUGCGCAAACCACCGCCUGAAGACAUGAAAGCGCAAAACGCCGAGGAGCGAAAGCCCCUCACCGGGGAGAUAGGCUCAACCCCUUCAAAACCGCGAACAACCGGUCCUCCACCAACAGUUGGUGUUCUUCGGAUGACUGAUGAGCUGCCAAGCAAGAGCAACGUCGAUAUUAUUAUCCAACAACCCACCGACUCGGAGGACGGAAUCCGGAAAAGAGGAAGCCUGGAGGGCACGGUGCUUCAUCCUGAUAAGAGUGGCGCCGUCUCGCUGACGAUCCCAGAUGCGAACGUCUCGCACGUGCAAGUGAUUGAUGGCGGCGGUCUGCGGAAGACGUUCUCCAUGGAGAACAUCCGCACAAAACUACGCGAUCAGCGCGAACGCUUUCAACGCCACCAAUGCGCGGGGAUAAUCCUUUUUCUGAUCCUCGGAACCAUCUGCCAAAUGUUGUCGUAUCUUGCGUCGGUUUGGGCCGCACAGCUGAACGCGGAGAUCAUUCAGGCGGCCGUCAGCAACGAGCACGCGCUUAAAUUUAACCUCAAAAAGAAUAUGGCCACUGGGCCCUCGAAAUAUCUGAUUGGGCUGCUCAAUUUUGGUGGUCGUCUACUCAGCGCUAUUGGAACUGUAUUGUUAGUACAGGUGAUCGUCUCCUACUGCAAAAGAAGACGCUACAAUACAGUGUUGAAGAGCGCGGCUGGGGAAUCUGACGAAUUGAUUGGCGAAAUUCAUGGGGGGAUCACGGAGUAUGCAGGAGAGGGAUGUGUGUCUUGUUUCCAGUCACUCACC
Molecule: messenger RNA, 783 nt
Organism: Mesorhabditis spiculigera
Lineage: Eukaryota; Metazoa; Nematoda; Chromadorea; Rhabditida; Rhabditidae
Source: the annotation of a GenBank genome assembly